AGGAUUAAAACACAAGAGAUUGAAAAUAAUAAAAUUUUUUCAAAACUUUCUGAUAACGAGAAAGAAGUGUUAAAGAAAGAAUGGGUUGAUAGUAAUGCAGGAACAGAAAAGACACGAGUUCUUAAGUUUAUAAUAGCCUAUUACAGUAUUAUCCAUCGAGUGAAUAUCGAGAUUACUGCAUCUACUGGUAAGGCUGCGCUUGAAUUAAAAUCGUCUGAUGAAUGUUCGAUGGUUAAUGAUAACCUUUUCAAUUCUAUCGUCCACCUAUUUACAAGAAGUGGAAUAACCGAACUGGGUAAAGUGCAUUUCAUAAUCACUGGUAACUUUUUCCAACUUCCACCAGUAUCGGGUGGUAUAUGUUUCCUAAACAAGAAAUGGUACAAUGAUAAGUCCUCCGGACUACUUCAUGAUUCGUGGAAAUCACUCGAUCUUGUUUACGUGGGAUUAACAGAAAUCUUUAGACAGAACGAUCCCGAAUUUAAACAUCAUUGCACCAACUUGCGAUAUGGAUUUUUAAUGAGGAUACGUUUUA
Molecule: messenger RNA, 532 nt
Organism: Racocetra persica
Lineage: Eukaryota; Fungi; Glomeromycota; Glomeromycetes; Diversisporales; Gigasporaceae
Source: the annotation of a GenBank genome assembly